CUUAUAAAAGUAAAGAACAAUCUAAAAAACAAAUUACACUUGCCACAAUGCAAAUUGCAUCUGAAUUGAAAAGAAAAGUUAUAGAAGAUUUAAUUAAAGCUUUUUUCUUUGCCAAUAUUCCUCUUGAAAAG
Molecule: messenger RNA, 131 nt
Organism: Racocetra persica
Lineage: Eukaryota; Fungi; Glomeromycota; Glomeromycetes; Diversisporales; Gigasporaceae
Source: the annotation of a GenBank genome assembly